Molecule: messenger RNA, 2403 nt
Organism: Python bivittatus (Burmese python)
Lineage: Eukaryota; Metazoa; Chordata; Lepidosauria; Squamata; Pythonidae
Gene: TSNAX
Product: translin associated factor X
Molecular function (GO): sequence-specific DNA binding
Source: RefSeq, a predicted model, not a curated record
UUAGUCCCAGCGGGGUUCGGCUUCGCAAAAUUAAAUGCUGCUAUCAGGGAUUGGAAUAGACACCCCGAGAGUCUUGGGCGGGAGGGGGUCGAGGAAAAUCGAGGUCCUGACAGCCACGGCGACCAAAUUGGAGUGAGGGAGCACCGUUGAAUCUCAGCUGAGGUCUUGACUGCGUCGCGCGUGUCGGUCACAGAAUUCGAGUCUGGCCGAACUGGAGCUGCUGUCUCGGGGGACAGCGCGGACAAAAUGAGCGGGAAAGAAGGUGGCUUCAGAAAAAGGAAACAUGACAGUUUUCCACAUGGUCAUAGGAGGGAAGAAAAAGACAGCAUUAACUUUUCUUCAUCUGUGAUGACAUCCUUCAGGAUAUUUCAGCUGGAACUUGAUACAAGACAUGAUAAAUAUGAGAGGCUUGUGAAACUUAGUCGUGACAUAACUAUUGAAAGUAAAAGGACCAUAUUCUUACUGCAUAGAAUUACCAAUGCUUCCAAUGUAGAAGAAAUACUGACAGAAUCUGAAGUCAAACUAGAUCUUGUGAGACAGAAGAUAAAACAAGUAGCACAAGAAUUGAUGGGAGAGGAUGUGUAUCAAUACCAUAGAGCUAUUUCUCCAGGUCUUCAAGAAUAUGUGGAAGCUGUUUCAUUUCAGUAUUUUAUCAAAACCCGGUCAUUAAUUAGCUUAGAGGACGUCAAUAGACAACUGAUAUUUACAGAAGAUAAUAAAGAGGAAGAAAAGAAGCUAUCUUCGGAUUCUCCCAGUAAGCAAAAAAACACCUGGAACAUAAAAGUGACACCUGUGGAUUAUCUUCUGGGAGUGGCUGAUCUAACUGGAGAAUUAAUGCGGAUGUGUAUUAAUAGUGUUGGCAAUGGUGAUAUAGAUACACCAUUUGAGCUGAGCCAGUUCCUGUGUCAGAUUUAUGAUGGCUUUUCUUACAUUGGUAACACUGGACCUUAUGAAGUUUCUAAGAAACUCUAUACUUUGAAACAGAGUUUAGCUAAAGUGGAGAAUGCCUGUUAUACAUUGAAAGUCAGGGGUUCUGAGAUACCAAAGCAUAUGUUAGCUGAUGUGUUCUCCAGUAAAACAGAAAUAAUUGACCAAGAGGAUGGGCUUUCCUAACCAUACUUGGAAUCUCACAACCCACAAGGAUCAAGAACUACAGGAUCAGGACAAAGCAAAGCCCUGGAUUUGCUUAUUAGAAAUCUUAGCCAUAAUAUAUGUUUUAAAAUUAGCUGAAGUAGAAUAUGUUGUAUUCUAAAACUGUUACUGCAUAAUGAUUUAACAUGCCUAUCAAACUCAUUGCCAGUGAAAACGGUGUUUUUUUGUACAAAGGCCACCUCUUAUAUUCUGUACUUUAUUAUUGUAGGCAUACUGCAGGUUACCUUAAACCAGAUAUCAGUGAAGGACCAUAGUCCAGAAUAUACAUUCAAUAUUACAACUAUUUUGUUUUGUUGUUGCUUUUAUCUAAGUGGUUAAAGUCUUUGAUGUAUAAAUUUCAGAAUGUUCUGGUGUUAAAAUUAGUAUGUUACGUUUCAAAUGACUGAAAAGAAAGAGAAAGUUGGUUGAGUGGGAAAGAACCUGGGGGAAACUAACAAACUUAGCUUAUAUUAUACUUUGGGUACUUUCAUAUCCCUGUUUGAAUAUCUUAAUGAUGGCUUUCUGUAGAUAAGUUAAUAUUAACACCCUGCAAAUUAAGCCAAGCAAAACCUAAACAUGUGUAAAGAGUUUUAGCAUAAGUAAGAUCAGUGUGCAUACCCAAUUAAUAUAGAUUUCAUGGAAGGAUUUGGAUGAGCAAGCUUGAGAAGAUAAAAUAAGAAAAAUAUUUGAAAUAUGGUUUAAAACUGAAGUUGCCAGUAUUUGCAAAUUAUGUAUCUGUUCUAUGUAUGUUCUUCAGAAGAUUACUGUUCUGUGUAUUUAGUUAAUCUCUUGCUUCAAAUUCAGAAGGUUUCUUGAUUAGCAACUCUGGCUUAGACCUUGACUUCCUUUCUGUGAAUAGAAUAGAAUUAAAUUUAUAGAACAGGCUUUCCUGCUUCCCUUUUCUCUCUGUAAAUCUGUUCCUGAGAACAGGGAACUCUUGGGCAUGAUGUGGAAUAAAUUAUAAGAGGCCUAUUGGUAGAAAUUCCAUGUAUGAAUUCAGAAUCCGAGUCAUUGUGUUCUGGGGGAAGUGUAAAACAUAAAAGUAGCUGAGGACCCAGGCCCUCCACUAUGCAUGAACACAUUGGAAUUUUUACCACAGUUCUUGUUUCUAUAUUGCUGAUAUUUUAGCAUGGCCUAUAGAUUCACAGUAUAGCAUUUUUUCCCCUAGCAUCACCAAAUUUCUCGUGAUAAAAAUUUAGAAAGCAGUGUUUUCCUCCCCUUAUAAGGCUUAAUGAUGUUUCUACAGUUUAUACAAUAAACAAAUGAAUCUUG